AUGAUUGUGAAAGUUGUUAUAUGUUUAAAUCUUAUUGUUAUUGUGGUGCUAUUGUUGGAUGGAGGUGGGAAGAUGUCGAGAAUGAAUGUUACAAAUGGUGUAAAUACUGCGACGAAGUUGGUGAAGACAAUAAACGACAAUUUAAGAAUUGAGCUAAUCAUAAUUCGCGAGACUAAAAAAUCGCAUGUUCAAUUUGUUCAACAAAAAAGCGAAUUAAACAUCAUUCUAGGGGACAACGGUGUCCAAAGUCUAAAGAACAGAUUUGGAAUAAUUGGUGGUUAUGAAAAUUAUGAAUAUUAUCAAUGUCAAUAUUUUACAACUCUUCGUUUAUUAAUUAAUCCAAAUACAACUUUUUCUAACCAACCAAAAGAAGUUCAUGAUGAAUUAAUAAGAAUAAAAAAUGACAAAAAUUAUAGAGAUGAUUUUUUAGUGGCAGCUCAGAGAUAUAUUAAUAAAGAAGUAAAAAGUUCAACAAAUGGAUCAUUAAUUAAUCAAGAUCGCUCUCAGUCUUUAAUAAAAACAACGAGCAAUUCAAUGGAUGAAUCACAAGAUUGUUCUCGGUCUUCA
This is a messenger RNA of Racocetra persica, 567 nucleotides long. The record is from the annotation of a GenBank genome assembly. Lineage: Eukaryota; Fungi; Glomeromycota; Glomeromycetes; Diversisporales; Gigasporaceae.